Phymastichus coffea is the source of this 5764-nucleotide messenger RNA. RefSeq names its product ATP-binding cassette sub-family C member 4-like. The record is from RefSeq and is a predicted model, not a curated record. NCBI's taxonomy places the organism in Eukaryota, Metazoa, Arthropoda, Insecta, Hymenoptera, Eulophidae. Bases 923 to 4993 code for a protein of 1356 amino acids. Gene Ontology annotation, cellular component: membrane. Gene Ontology annotation, biological process: transmembrane transport. Gene Ontology annotation, molecular function: ABC-type transporter activity; ATP binding; ATP hydrolysis activity. The transcript has 16 exons.
UUGUCCGUAAUAAUAUUGUAUUUUACAUAAAAUAUUUUUAUUUAAAUACCAUUUAGAUUGCUUAUAUACGCUUAUACUGAAAUUCUUUAUUUCAAUCGUACUGUCUAGUUAGAACGAAAAUAGUAUGAUAAAUUGAAUGAAUACAGUUUAUUUUUAAAUUAACAAAUUAUUUACUGUUCCACAAAAUAUAUAUAUGAUUAUUUGUAUAAGUAGUCAACAUGGAAAUUUUCCUCGUUACAGGUAGCUUACUAUGGAAUAAAAAAAUCAUUGCGUAUCAUAUGUAAAGUUAUAUUUAAAUAUAAUUUAGAUUGUUAGUUCUUUUGCAACUAUAUCGAACUACUUCAGAUCGCUUGUUACGUCCAACCGCAAUAAACCAGAAAUUGCCGUCAAUCGAUGCCAAUUGAUAAAGCUAGUAAAUGGAGUUUGUAGCCUAAGAAACCGCUAGAAAACAAUUCAAUUAAAAUCAUUUGAACUGUAGAGAAGUGCGCAGCGCUAUGCGUAGGAUUUAGUUGACAACACGGUUAGAACGAUAGUGUAAUGCACAUGUAAACUUCUUAUUUUCAUUGUGAUUAAAUAAAAAUUAAGUGUUAAUAGAAUUUUAGAAUCUUCAAAUAAAUAAAUGAUAAAAAACUUUUAUGUGUAGUUUUCGUUUUUAGUUUUACUUGUAUGUAUCUAUAGAAUUUAAUAAAGUAGCUUUAGUGUACAAUACCUAUAAAUUAUAAAUGAUUUUCUAAAUGAAUGAAAUUCAAAGAAAACUUACAAUAAGAUACUGAAUCUAAGAUGCGCAUAUGAGCAUAGUAAAGAUAAUGUUUUAUUGCGAAUGAGGAAUAGUCGUGCGUUUGAAGACAAUAUGUGCCAUAAUCAUGAUUUUUACAAGAAUAUACAGAAUGUUACAAUGUGGUGACAGCAUCCGGCUUAAAUAAUGGAUAGCAGAAAGAUUACUAGUAACCCUAAUCCUCGAGAAAGGGCAAAUUUUCUUUCUGUGUUAACGUGGGCGUGGACUAUAAGAUUGUUUAAAAAAGGUUACAGCAAGAUUUUAGGAGUUGAAGAUUUAUAUGACCCAAUCAGUUCAGAUAGGUCAAAUGUGCUUGGUGAUCGACUUGAAAAACAAUGGUUUGCAGAAGUGGAAAAAGCUAAGCAAAAGAAACGUCAACCAAAUUUUCUACGUGCACUUUUUUGGACAUUUUCUUUGGAAUUUUUCACAGCAGGAUGUUACGUAAUUAUAGUGGAUUUCGUAUUAAGACUAGGUACACCAAAACUUCUUGGUGCAUUUCUAGAAUACUUCAAGCCAGAAUCAGAAAAUAAGAUAACUUAUGAAAUGGCAAUAUAUUAUGCUUUUGGUAUCGUGAUUGCAAAUCUGUUACUUCUUAUAGUAAUGGCUCAUAAUUUUUUUCUUGGAGCUCAUGUUGGUGCACAACUUAAAAUUGGCAUUUGUUCAGUAGUAUACAGAAAGGCCUUACGUUUGAGUAGCACAGCCUUGAGUGAAACAGCACCCGGUAAAAUCGUGAAUCUUGUAGCAAGCGAUGUUAACAGAUUCGGUUUAGUUUUUCUAUUUUUACAUUACAUGUGGUCGGCUCCAGUUUCAUCAUUUAUUAUACUUGCAUUUCUGUAUUCAGAAAUCGGGUGGUCAGCAUUAGUUGGGUUUAUUUUGAUGUUUUUAGAUGUACCGUUACAAAGCUAUAUGGGAAAAUUGUCUUCUAAAUUCCGAUUACAAACAUCACUUAAAACUGAUGAAAGAGUGCGUUUGAUGGAUGAAAUAAUUUCAGGUGUUCAAGUGAUAAAAAUGUAUGCUUGGGAGAAACCAUUCUGCGUUUUGAUUGAACUUGCAAGGCGUUUGGAAUUAAAAGUUGUUAGAAAAAGUGCCUAUAUCAAAGGUAUCUUCAUGACACUUUUUGUUUUCACAACGCGCAUGGCUCUUUUUGGAACGUUGAUAACCAUGAUGCUCAGAGGACAGGAACUCACAGCAGAGAAGGUUUUUGUGUACAUGUCCUACUUUAAUAUGAUGGCUAUAACGAUGUCUUAUAUGUUCGUACGUGGUAUUAGUGAAAUCUCUGAAUGUAAAGUUGCCCUCAAAAGAUUACAAAAUUUUCUUAUGUAUGAUGAAUUUAAAUUGGAAGAUAAGUGUGGUAGUAAUAAUGAAAUAAACAAUAAAGAUACCAAGAGCUCAGAACUAAGUUCAAUUCAAAACUAUUCCAGUGAAAUAACCCAUAUACAGCAUGGAAGAAAUAAAGAUGAAAAAUCUAUUAGUGAAAAUUGGUCAGUGAGAUUGAAACACGUAACAGCUAAAUGGAAUUUGAACUCAUCGGAAGCAAUCCUUAACGACAUUGACUUAGAAGUUGAUAAAGGCAAACUGUUCAUUGUGAUUGGCACUGUAGGUGCCGGUAAGAGUUCAUUAAUAGCCUCAGUUCUAGGUGAACUAAAACUAACUCAUGGCUAUAAAAUGAUCAAGGGUCGCGUUAGUUACGCUGAUCAAGAUGCCUGGGUAUUUGGUGCAAGUGUGAGACAAAACAUUACUUUUGGGCAAGAAUUUGACAAACAGAGAUAUCAGGAAGUUGUAAAUGUCUGCGCUCUACAACAAGAUCUCCAACAGUUACCACAAGGAGAUCAAACAAUCAUUGGCGAAAGAGGAAGUUCUUUAUCUGGAGGUCAGAAAGCCAGGAUAAACUUGGCAAGAGCCGUUUAUAGAGACGCAGAAAUUUAUUUGUUAGAUGAUCCACUUAGUGCAGUUGAUGCACAUGUCGGUAAACACUUAUUUCAAGACUGUAUCCAAAAAUAUUUAACCGGCAAGACGCGGAUCCUGGUAACUCAUCAACAUCAGUAUAUUAAGGCAGCAGAUGCUAUCAUUCUUUUAGAUCAAGGAAAAUUAUACCAAUUUGUUGACUUUAAUGAACUUUUGAGUACUCGUCAUGAAUACACUACUUUGAUUGCAGAGGAUAAAGUUAUAGAUAGAACUGACGGAAUAAUCAACAGCUCUCAUUUAGAUCGUAGGCUCUCUUCGUCAAGUGGAAAGAGCAGAGGAAGUGAAAGUAAAAUAGAAGUAGUCAAUCCAGAAUCGAGUUGUGAAGAAAAUAAUACAAAUAAUGAUAUUUAUGAAAACACAUCACGAGGUACUGUCAAGGGUAAUCUUUUGAUAAAUUAUAUAAAGUCUGGCGGACAUAGCAUCUUCGCACUAUUGGUACCUUUUCUCUUCUUAGCGACUCAGUUUUGUGUUAGCUUGAACGACUGGUUCAUUCCCGUACUUGUCAAUGCAGAAGAAUCACGUAAAUAUAUGAAUAAAACGAACACUGAUAGUGAGAAAAAUAUACUUUCAAGAGAUUACUAUAUGUACAUCUACACAGCAAUCGUCUUAUCAAUUUUGUUAAUUGGUCUCACUCGUUCACUGACGUUUUACACUAUUUGUUUACACUGCAGCCAGCGUCUUCAUGAUCUCGUAUUUAGUGCUUUGAUACGUGCACCUAUGCGAUUCUUCGAUACUAAUUCAAGCGGUAGAAUUCUCAAUAGAUUUUCCAAGGACCUAGGAUCUAUUGAUGAAUUGUUGCCCUUAACGUUACUUGAUGCAAGCCAAUGUAUAAUGGUUAUAACUGGAGCACUUAUCGUUACUUGCACAGUGAAUGUCCUGUUUUUAAUUCCAAUAUUGUUUAUUGGAUCAUUAUUUUAUUUUAUAAGGAAAAUUUAUUUAAGAACCAGUAAAAACAUGAAAAGAGUUGAAGGAAUAACACGAGCUCCCAUAUUUACACACUUGAACGCCACACUCAAUGGUAUCGCAACGAUAAGAGCUUAUCAAGCGCAAUCAAUACUUGAAAAAGAAUUCGAUAGAUUGCAAGAUGCGCAUAUUUCUGCUUGGUAUAUGUUUAAUUCAGCGAGUGUUGCUUUUGGCUUUUCCUUGGAUUUCUUUUGUUUUAUUUUCACGGGUUUAGUGGUCUUUAGUUUUCUUCUAUUGAAAGAUAAUUUCAGUGGUGGUACAGUGGGUUUGGCAAUAACUCAAGUAAUGUCAUUAAUGGGUUGGCUCCAGUGGGGAAUACGUCAAAGUGCUGAAGUCGCCAACGAGUUAAUGUCAGUUGAAAGAGUUAUUGAGUAUUCUCAGUUAGCACCGGAACCAAAUCUUCGUGACAAAGGGUUAGUUACUAAAAAUAAAAACAAGUAUAAGAAAGGAAAGGAAAAUGAAGUUCAGUUAACCGAACCACCAAAAGACUGGCCGAAUAAGGGUCGAAUUGAAUUUAAAAAUGUAUAUUUGCGUUAUGUUGAUAAAGAUCCGCCGGUUCUGACAGAUCUUACCUUAACAAUAGAACCAAGUGAAAAGGUGGGAAUAGUUGGAAGGACAGGAGCAGGAAAAUCAUCUCUUAUAUCAGCAUUCUUCAGGUUAACAAUAAUAGAAGGUAUUAUUAAAAUUGAUGGAAUUGAUACUAACAUCAUAGCUCUUGAAGAUCUCAGAAAACAAAUCUCCAUCAUUCCUCAAAAUCCUGUACUCUUUUCUGGAGCUUUACGUCGCAAUUUGGAUCCUUUCAAUGAGUUUUCUGAUGAGCAUCUGUGGAAAAUUUUAGAAGAGGUCGAGCUGAAGGAGACGGUACAAUCGACCGGGAAUGGUUUGGAUCAUCGAGUACAAGAUCGAGGCUUGAAUUACAGCACUGGGCAGCGACAAUUGAUUUGCUUAGCUCGAGCUAUUCUUCGUGAUAAUCGAAUAUUAAUGUUAGACGAGGCAACUGCCAACGUUGAUCCGCAAACUGAUGCUCUUAUUCAACGCACCAUCCGUACUAAAUUCGCAGCAUGUACAGUUUUAACUGUUGCUCAUCGGCUGAACACCAUUAUGGAUUGCGAUAAGGUUCUAGUCAUGGAUAAAGGACUAGUUGUGGAAUUUGAUCAUCCAUAUUUACUGCUUAAAAAUGAAAAAAGCUCGUUUUCAUCGUUAGUUAAAGAAACUGGUCAUGCCAUGUAUAAACAACUAAAACAAGUGGCACAUGAUGCUUACUUCGAUAAGUAUAGUAGUCGACUAUAAUGGUAAAAACAAAUAUUAGCAGAGUAAAAUAUUAAAUUAAAUGUUUAUGUGUCUCUUAGCAACAAGUAACAAUUAUCAUACUGCGAUACCGUAUGAUUUCUUUAAUUAUUUUUCUACCUUUAAAAACUAUUUUUUGUUUUUUAUUAAUCUAGAUUAUCAUGUAUGGAUUUUCGUUAUUAUGAAUCAAAUAAAAUUUUCUAAAUAUAAUUUGUCUUAUUAAAUCUGAUCGUUCUACUACGACUGACAAUUUACCAACACUAUCAUCAGACUAAUGAUUUUUGUAGAUUUUAUCACCACCGGAGUAAGAACGUUAUUGAGGCUUUGAAAUGGUCAAUGUAAAUGAUUAUUUGUAAUAAAUUACAUAUCAAUAGGCACAAUCUGAAAUCAUAAAAAAAUAUAAACUGUUUUAGUUUUUCUCAUAUUUUAUGUGAAAUUUUUUUGAAAUUAUGUUCUCUUGUGACACGUGAGUGUGACUCGCUAACAUUAAUAGCAUCUAUCAUUCUCAAAUAUUUCAUUAAAAUUGGUACUCUUUUAAUAUUCUUUAACAACUAUUAAUCAAUCAUUCUUUGUUUGAUAUGAUGACAAAAAUGUUAUUUGCAUUUUACGCAAAGAGUUUGCUAUCAUUCAAACUGAUUGCUUAAUUAAUAGUUGCAAGAGAGAUAGCGAUAUAGAAUAUGUUUAAUUAUAGCUGUGCUAUUGUUUCAUAACAAUGCAUUUAAAAGAUAUAUCUCAUAGGUUUAAAAUCAAUUUCAAUAAUUGAUUGAGUGUUCU